AUAAAUACCCUAGGAGCAUGUAGAGAAAAAAAGACCCAACCGAAAAUGUCGGACCAAGCCGCCGCCUCCGCGAUCUUCUCGUGGUGCUUGCUGACGCUCUACAUGCUCAGCCCGGCCACCGUGUUCCUGCUCCGCUUCCUCUCCGUACCCUACGGCAGGCUCUCCCGCCCGGGGUGGGGCCCAGCCGUGCCGGCGCCGGCCGCCUGGUGCCUCAUGGAGAGCCCCACCCUCUGGCUCCCGCUCCUCGUCUCCCCGCUGCCCCUCCUGCUCGCCUCCGCCACCACCUCCCCGCUCGCCGCGCUCGCGGCCACGCUCUUCACGCUCCACUACCUCCACCGCACCUUCGUCUACCCGCUCCGCCUCCUCCAGCUGCGCCGCGCCCCGGCGCCCUUCCCCCUGCUCGUCGCCGCCUUCGGCUUCAGCUUCAACAGUCUCAACGCCUACGUCCAGGCCCGCUCCUGGGCGCUCCACGCCGCCUCAGGCCCCGCCUCCGCCUUGGCGCUCGCCCGCUGCCUCGUCGGGGUCGCCCUGUUCGCGUGGGGGAUGCGGGUGAACAUCGCGGCCGACAACGCGCUCCUGCGGCUCAAGGAGGCCGGCGGCGGGUACAAGAUCCCCAGGGGCGGAUGGUUCGAUGCGGUCACCUGCCCCAACUACUUGGGCGAGAUCGUCGAGUGGCUCGGCUACUCCCUCGUGGCGUGGUCGCCGGCGGCGUGGGGCUUCUUCCUCUACACCUGCGCCAACCUCGUGCCCAGGGCCAGGGACCACCGCCACUGGUACCUCAACAAGUUCGGCGCCGAGUACCCGGCCAAGCGAAAGGCGGUCAUCCCAUACAUCUACUAGCCAUACCAUCGAUCUCUUGUAACAAUCUACUACUCCGUAGGAUCCUUUUCUUCCUCAUGACUAGUGCCUGCUGCUUGGUAUCAUGCAUUUCCUUUCGAGAAUUUGAAUAUGAUGAUUUGGAACACAA
Messenger RNA from Lolium perenne, 967 nucleotides. RefSeq names its product protein DEETIOLATED 2. Gene Ontology annotation, biological process: brassinosteroid biosynthetic process. Gene Ontology annotation, molecular function: 3-oxo-5-alpha-steroid 4-dehydrogenase activity. The record is from RefSeq and is a predicted model, not a curated record. Gene Ontology annotation, cellular component: membrane. Lineage: Eukaryota; Viridiplantae; Streptophyta; Magnoliopsida; Poales; Poaceae.